CAACCAUUUGAACCAUUUGAACCAUUUUGGUUGCGGCAAAUUUACAAGUGUUGCUACUAUGCUGGCUCCCCAAAGUCAUUCUGGCUUUUAUAAAACUACGGUAACCAAAUGUUUUCUGGCAUUCAGUGUGAUAUUUUCCUUCAUUCUAUUAAUGCCAUUUUCAAAACGGAAAGAUAUAUUUACCUAUAAUUUAGAUGAUAUUUUCGAAAAUGGAUCGAUAUGGAGAUUAGCACUUUGCCAACUACCUUUUCUUAGUACAAAAGAUCUGGUAUGCGGUGGAUUACUGUUGUACUAUUUUCGAAUAUUUGAACGACGCUAUGGAUCAAGAAAAUUUCUGGCAAGCUUCCCUUGGUUUAUAUUAUGUUUUAUUAUUCUUAAUGCAUAUUUAGUCAUUCCUAUUUUAUUGUGCUGCAACGACAACAUUCGUCGAACUUUUGAUUGCUUUUAUUUUGAGGAAAUUAAACUUUUCACUUCAUAUACUUCCUUCUGGACCAUUUAAUUUGAUUUUCCCACUUUUUGUGCCCUAUUUUCUGGACAUUCCAUGGGUCCCCGUUGCACAUGUGAUGAGGAUCCCAAUAACUGGAAAAUCAUUUCCAUACAUAUUUGGAUUUGAAGUAAGUAUCCAGAUUUACCUACUUAUUACGUUUCUAGAUUGCUAUGACAUCUCCGGAAUCUUUAUUUGUUUGUAUAUGCGGUUUGGUAAGUUGUGUGUAAUAUUUUAUGCGUCAACCUAGAAAUUGGACUGAAUAUAUUCUUUACCAUCUCCACUGGUCCCUUUUUUAUCAUUGCACGCAAUUGAUUUUCUUAGUCAUAGAGGAGUUUUGAGUUUUGAUAACGACGAAUGUUUGGGCUUAUUUAAAUAAUGAUUGGAGCUGUGGUCGGUAGACGAUGUACAGUCACAUAAUAAGAGCCAUUUAUAAUUGCUCGAAAUCUUGAAUUAGUGACAUGGGUCCUCAAAUGGACUAUUAUCCAAAAAUAAUAACUUGCUUGCUAGCAUAGUAAGUUUUUCUUCCAGUAAAAUAAUAUGCAUGUUUGUAACACAUAAAAUACCAAAGAAAGUUUAUUAGCUGUUUGUUUAAAGGAGUUUUGUAGAGAUUAGUUCUAGUUUGUUGAAGAGUCGCAUGCUAGCAUGAAACAGCUGUUCAGUGUUCUGUGGUUCUAAACUGUACCCCGAUUGAGGUUAAUCUGUGAUAGGUACAAACUAUAACUAGAUGUCUUUUGAAGCAUCAUCAUUUACAUGAUAUAAGUUCGGCCACUCACAUACUAAUAAAAAUAGAAACCUAUGUAUAUCUCAAUUCAACUUCAUUCCUAGCAGAUCAGAGUCAGAUCGAUCUACUUCGUUCCUUCUAUUUUAUUACUUACAGUUAGUUAGUUUCAUCAGGUCAAUCUGUAUAGAUAGAUAUGUGUGUUUAAAAAUAAGUUUUUUUGGAAAAUGCUAUUUAUUUUCAUUAAAACGAUAAUAGAGUGCAGAGAUAUUUCUUUUCAGUGAGUAUUUCAUAGUGACUUAGCACCAGUAUAAAUAUAAUUUACGAUAACAGCAUAGUACCAAUCAAACAGUACUACUAUAUAAUAUUUCUGUUUCGCUAGUGAAAAUGAUGUUUAGUGAUUAACGACGCAACUGAAUGAAGCACCUUAGCGGCUAUCUGAACUUUGUAGUUCAGCGUACAUGUUAACAUUUGAAGCGAAGGACACUGAAUUUGAAUCCCAAUGUGAAUACCACUGGGAUGUGGGUAUAUCCAGCUAACGCGUUCAAAUUAGGACGAAGUGCACGUCGUGGAUUCCACUACUAGUCUCAGUUCAUCUGUUCUACAUAAUUAAGGUAAUUGUUCGUAAAAAAUUGAAAACUUGUGGUUCAGCGGUUGACAUAUAUUACGAAAUAUCUAAUAGUAUGAUUGGGGAGAUAUUUUAGCGUGGUAGAAUUAUCUAUAGAUACAAAAGUGAGAAAAGUUUAGAUAAACAGAAUAAAUGUUCACAAUCACUUGCUGAAUUGUAGUAUUAUAAUGUAAAAUUACUUUGCUGCCACUACAUUCUUACUACAAAUUACGCUUGAUGAAAAGCUAAUCGACAAAAAAGAAUUAAUUCACCUCAUUGUUUCCAUAAAUUUCUAAAUAGGGGUUUUUGCUUUACUUCAGACUAUUUAUUUUAACACAUAGAUAUUGGUACAAGGAGGCACCAAAUACAUAUGCGCCACACAAUUUUCAUUUGAUAUGUAUGUGAGCUGUGAUACUGCCCGGGUGCCCAAACCGAAGUAGGUGGUUUUCUUAGGGGGCCACACCCCGAGCCUUCGACCUAAAGGUCCGACCCACAAGGCAAUGGAGCAACGUCAGGAGAUGCAGUCCCAUGGUAACCGGUGACCAACGAUUGGUUCAUACGCCAUUUGUUCCAUCGGUAUCAUGGAGCCCAUGUUCAACGUUGGUUUGGGAUCAUGGUCUUCUAACUCCCCUAGGUGGACUCUCGGUGCCCACCAGCCUGGUUAAAGCGCCGGACAUUCGCUUUUCGUCCUCUCAAUUUCGUAAACAACACCCCUGGUGCGAGAAGGCAGUGAUUAGGACUUCUCUGGCAGUGGCUGUAUACACGUGAGAGCAUUUCGAGAAAGAGAGCUGGUUCUCUCCACCCUCGGUAGUACCAGGCGAUUCUAUAUAUUAGGAAGUAUAUUUAACUAUACUAAUCAGUAACUAUUUUUCAACUUCCUAGGAGUAGAAUAAAAUUUAGGUUAUACUUAAUAUUUAGACAAAUGUUAAUAUAAUUUAUAGUUUUUGUUAGAUAAUGUGACAUAUUUUCGUUUGAUUCUUUAAUUUUUCCAUUAUAACAGAUCACUGGUUUUACCUACUAUAAAAAUUUUUUAAACGUUCAAUCAAGACUACUAUUUCCUAAACGAGUUAUUCAAUUUGGUUCAAAAGUGAUUGGUCCAGUGUUAGAAACUCCAGCACCGAAAUAUAUAAAUAAACCAUUAGGUGCAACACUAGAAGUACAACGUCAAGUUGAAUUGGAUCGGAGAGAAAUAAGUUUAAUUGAAGCAACUAGACGUAUGCGUAGUAGAGAUUUGCCAUUCAAUAUGAGUCGUGUAUUGGUCGGUAAUCAGUAGUGAUAUUAUUUAUUUAUGAACAGAAAUAACUUUUAAAACUGUGAUGUUUCAUUGUAUUUUGAUUGCUUCUGCAACCAAUGAUUGUUCUAUUUUUCAAUGACAAUAUUGUAUUAAAUGUCAAACACAAUUUGGAAAUGUCUAUUUUUACUAAUAAAUUAUAAACUCAACAAAUACACACAUGUAUCACAUCAUUUUACCAAUAACUCAUGUAUGCAUCACAAAAAUUGCUCUUGAACAUUAUCUUCUGCAUUUAUUAUUGUAAAUGUUGAGGUUGUUUUUGUUUAUGUAUUGUAUGUUUGUUGCCUCUCUGUUUUUAAUAUACGUUUGACUUUAACGUGUAAAACUUGCAGUUUCAAUUCUCUUUAUGCAUCUUCCGCUCAGCACAAAUGCAUAUUCAUCAGUCAAAGUCAUCGUGGGACGAGUCGAAAUGAAUAUGCAUCAAAUUAAUCUAUCCAUUUGACAAGUCUCACUUAAAUGUGACUCUCUUUAACGUUUCCAAUCAAUAUACCAAUCUUUACUCGUUAUUAAUUUGACUCACACAGUUGAUUAGAUUUAUUGCAUUUGUAAUAGGUGUAUAAAUGGGAUCAAUGUAUGAUCUAUUCAGUUUAGACAGAAAUAGUAUUUCAUAUGUAUCUAGUUUAUUGUCGAUUACAAAGAAGUAUAAGUUAACAGUGGAAUUCUCUGUUCAAUAAUCAUUGAGAAUCCAUUCUUUGUUUUUUGUAUACAGUGUUAUUGCCUACUCCAUUCUCGUUCAUUUUAAUACCCUUACUCCUCCUUUUGAUGUUGCUUCUUAAAUUAUGACAAGUUAAAUUUAUGUAUUUAUCCCACAAUGUUUGUUUCAUUAACUCAUUUUUUCUACAUUCUGUUAAUCCCGGUUUUCAUACAUAAAGAUUUUCUUUUAGUUUGUAUACUUCAUAAUGGAUGUAAAGUAUUAUCAUUUAUAUGUAGCUACAAGUAUACAUUAUGAUUUAUUCAGAUCAAAAUAUUCACACAAUAACUUGAAGUCGUGUAUGUUUGAAACUAUUUCUGACUGCCAAGAAUAAGUCACUUAUAAUCCACUUUGAU
This is a messenger RNA of Schistosoma curassoni, 4150 nucleotides long. The record is from the annotation of a GenBank genome assembly. NCBI's taxonomy places the organism in Eukaryota, Metazoa, Platyhelminthes, Trematoda, Strigeidida, Schistosomatidae.